This is a messenger RNA of Echinops telfairi (small Madagascar hedgehog), 965 nucleotides long. It is a transcript of the gene RDH12, whose product is annotated as retinol dehydrogenase 12. NCBI's taxonomy places the organism in Eukaryota, Metazoa, Chordata, Mammalia, Afrosoricida, Tenrecidae. The transcript has 7 exons. Bases 15 to 965 code for a protein of 316 amino acids. The record is from RefSeq and is a predicted model, not a curated record.
AAGAACUUGAGAAGAUGCUGGUGAUCUUAGGAAUACUUAUCUCUCUCUUUUCUUUCCUGUACAUGGCAGCUCCAUUCAUCAGGAAGUUCUUUGCUGGUGGGGUAUGUAGAACAAGUGCACAGCUUCCUGGGAAAGUGGUGGUGAUCACUGGCGCCAAUACAGGCAUCGGCAAGGAGACGGCCAGAGAGCUCGCUCGCAGAGGAGCCCGGGUCUACAUUGCCUGCCGAGAUGUCCUAAAGGGGGAGUCUGCUGCCAGUGAAAUUCGAGCAGAUACAAAGAACUCCCAGGUGUUGGUGCGGAAACUGGACCUCUCAGACACCAAAUCCAUCCGAGCCUUUGCAGAGAAUUUUCUGGCAGAGGAAAAGGAGCUCCAUAUCCUGAUCAAUAAUGCAGGAGUGAUGAUGUGUCCAUAUUCCAAGACAGCGGAUGGCUUUGAGACCCACCUGGGAGUCAACCACCUGGGUCACUUCCUUCUCACCUACCUCUUGGUGGAGCAACUGAAGAAGUCUGCUCCUGCCCGGGUAGUGAACCUGUCGUCCGUGGUCCACCACGCUGGCAAGAUUCGAUUCCAUGACCUCCAGGGUGAGAAGCGCUACAGCCGGGGUUUCGCCUAUUGCCACAGCAAGCUGGCCAAUGUACUUUUUACUCGGCAGCUGGCCAAGAAGCUCCAAGGCACUGGGGUAACCACAUAUGUGGUGCACCCCGGCAUCGUCCGCUCCGAGCUGGUCCGCCACUCCUUCCUCCUGUGCCUGCUCUGGAGGCUCUUCUCCCCGUUGGUCAAGUCAGCGCGGCAGGGGGCGCAGACCACCUUGCACUGCGCCCUGGCUGAGGGCCUGGAGCCCCUGAGUGGCAAGUACUUCAGUGACUGCAGGAAGGCUUGGGUGUCUCCCAAGGCCCGAAAUAACCAAACUGCAGAGCGCCUGUGGAACGUCAGCUGUGAGCUUCUCGGAAUCCAAUGGGAGUAG